This is a messenger RNA of Opisthorchis viverrini, 243 nucleotides long. RefSeq lists its product as hypothetical. The record is from RefSeq and is a predicted model, not a curated record. Lineage: Eukaryota; Metazoa; Platyhelminthes; Trematoda; Opisthorchiida; Opisthorchiidae. The coding region runs from base 1 to 243 and encodes 80 amino acids. The transcript has a single exon.
AUGACAUUCCCAAUAGAGAACACAAAGGUUGAUCAGCACUCAGGUCCUCGAGAUCCCUUCACCAGUUGUCGACAUCUGGAUGAAUUAAUCGAUAUACCACCAAACGAAACGAACGAGCACAACUUUUCAAAUGCACCGAAAACUAAGACCCCAUCGACCAAUCUACGCAGCAAUCAGUUGCAUGAGCCAAAGACUGUGACAACUUCGGUGCUUCAACAAAACGUUUUUCAUCGCAUACUGUAG